AAACUAAUUAAUGUUGACCACUUAGCCAAGUUAGCCGUUUCCAGUCAUGAAUGGUUCCUAUUCGGAGAGGAAAACAACCAGAACUCUGCAUAUGUAAAAAGUUGUAUAUUAUUAUAAUUAUUAUUAUUAUUAUUAAUAUUAGUGCUUUUUUGUUUCGGUAACUCUGACACUUGUUUAUGCUUUUUGAUUACGUAUUUAUUUUUCUUAAUAUUCCUUUUGUUCAGUCACAACAAAGUCGCUAAAUUAAAUUUAGCGUUAAAAACAAACAAACACAAAACCUGAUAUCUGAAUCGGCAUUUGUGUAUCAUAGCUAGUUACUUAAGGCUGUGUUCUAUGUAGCGUCCCACUUCCUGUAACAGUGCUCUUCAUAGGGUAGAAGAUAGUGGAUUGUACAGCCUAUCUAGUGCUCUUUGUGUCUCUUGGGAAGUCGUUUGGGACGCAGCCGAUGUCAGCCAGCGUCUCUGAGCCUGGUUAGCGAGCUAGCGGCGACUUCUCAGGAAACGACAGAAGGGGAUUGUGUGGAAAACAACGUUAAUUAAUCGACAUUCGUCUUUCUGUUUCGUUUCUUUCGAAAGGUGAAGGAAGCAGGUUCUUCAGUGAGCUCCUAUAAACGCAAGUUGGUCGGUUAUGGCUGAUGAAAACACUCACCUUUGCUCUAACUGCAAACAUAACAUUCCUGAAGCCAACUUCACCACACACGAGAUCCACUGUCGGCGCAAUAUCGCCCUGUGUGAUGUGUGCCAGGAGCCUGUUCCCCGAGCUGAGCUGCUGCAACAUAAAGAGCAGGAGCAUUCACAGGAACUAUGCAAAUGUGGUCUGAAGAUUGAAAAGAGGCUCAUGGAGACCCAUCAGAGUUCUGAGUGCAGCCAGCGUCUGGUCCCGUGUCAAUACUGUGAGCUGGAGCUGGUCUUCAGCCAAGCCGGAGAACAUGAGGAGUACUGCGGGACGCGUACUGAACCCUGCCCCGUGUGCAAGUGCAACAUCAUGCUGAGGGAGAAACCCAUCCAUCCAGCCCUGUGCGGGAGCCUCACGCCUCCCCAGGAGAGGAGGACGGUCUCCCAGUCUCCUGGAGCAUGGUUUGAGACGCAGUCCAUCCACAACUUGUUGAGGGGGCAAGAAAGGAGAAAUAAUAACAGUGGUGUUGGGUUAAUGGAGCGCAGAGGCCCACCACGGCCACUAGAGAGCAGACUGCACAACAGCACUAGAGGAGCAGUGGGAACUGGGGCCAGGAGAAACACGGCGCCGAGAAACAACGAAUUUGCUCGCUUGCUAGGUCAGGAAGCCGAGCUGGAGAACAACAAUAACAGCCUGCUGUGGCCUCUGAGCCAGCUGCCAGACUCGGAUUCCUCUGGCCUGGACUACCUGCUGGCUCUAAGUCUGCAGAGUGAUGACAGAGAUACAGAGGAACCAGAUGUUCAGCAGGGUUUGUGGACCGACGUCUGGGAUCAGCGUUUAGGCAGAGACCCUGCCUCAAGCACCUUUAGCUCCCAUAUCUCUUCUACCAAUAAUAACAACACUCCAGCAAGCACUAACACGUCCUCCGAGAUCAUGCUCCCCUGUGAGUUCUGCGAAGAGCUCUUUCCAGAAGAGGACCUCAUUUUACACCAGACGGGUUGCAGCCCUGCCUCUGCCAUUGCCUCAUUUAGCAAGCAGCCUUUGUCUCUGGACCAUGAAGAGACUUUUACUGACGAUGACAUCAUCACUCCCCGCACCCCGAGCCCUCCCAACCUCCCCCACUCAGUCUCGCCUCUUUCCUACAGCCCUCCCUCAAGCCCAGUAGAGGGUGACGUGCUUAUUCCCUGCGAGUUCUGUGGUGUUACUCUGGAGGAAAAUGUCAUAUUUCACCAUCAGGAUCAGUGUGACCUCCGUCCUGCCACGGCUUAUCAAACAGAUGGAGCGUCGUCAUCUCCUUGGAAACCCAUCCACUCGACCAAUGAGAGAUGUGGGAGGAGUUCUCCAGAAAGACAAAGGAGAGUGAAACACCAGGAAGAUCCUACUGAGGAGUUCCUCAUGCCACCUCUUCAUGGUUGGCAGAGUUGCAGGUCUCCUGUGGACCUGCGGAAGCCGUCUGCCUUAAGUCUUUCCAACUCCGGGAAGAAUACCAAUGCAGAGCUGCAAGGAAAGAGCAGGAGUCAGUGGGGGAAAGGCACAGAGAGCUGCUUGUCUCACUUAGAUCCUGUCAGUGGAGGCUACACUUCCAGCACUGCAGGGUCUUCUGGGCCUCAAUCCAGAGACAGAGCAGAGGAUCGACGCUGCCAAAAGAACACCGCAAUGUCAAAGGUGCCCAAGAAGCAGAACACAGAAAAAGAAAAGGAGGAAGAGUAGGAAGUGUCAGCUUCUCUAAUCACCGUGGAAGAGAGAUGGCUCAAAUUAAUUAAUGUUGCAACGCACUUUGUGUGUGUGUGUCUCUGUCUGUCUCUCUCUCUCUCUCUCUGUGUGUGUGUGUGUGUGUGUGUGUGUACAGUACUGUGCAAAAGGCUUGGUCACUUUUUUUUUUUUUUUUAAAGUACAGAUUUUGUUUUAGAUAUUUAUUUUAUGAUUUCAUUAUAUAGUACAAAAACUGACUACAUUUCCAAACAUUAUUUUUCCAAAAGAUAAUUUUGUAUCUGAAAAAUGUGCAUCAGUAAAGAAAGCAGUAUAUUACGCAAGACACACUUCUCAUCUCAUUAUCUGUAGCCGCUUUAUCCUGUUCUACAGGGUCGCAGGCAAGCUGGAGCCUAUCCCAGCUGACUACGGGCGAAAGGCGGGGUACACCCUGG
Molecule: messenger RNA, 2759 nt
Organism: Neoarius graeffei (lesser salmon catfish)
Lineage: Eukaryota; Metazoa; Chordata; Actinopteri; Siluriformes; Ariidae
Gene: trafd1
Product: TRAF-type zinc finger domain containing 1
Exons: 11
Coding region: 628-2325 (565 amino acids)
Molecular function (GO): zinc ion binding
Source: RefSeq, a predicted model, not a curated record